CCCUCAGGCACACACUACAGCUCUUUCUCUCUCAUUUUGUUUUUGUUUUCUAUAUUUUCCCAAAUAUUUAUUUACUUAUUAUGUAUACAGUGUUCUGCUUGCAUAUAUGCCUGCAAGCCAGAAGAUGGUACAGAUGGUCGUGAGCCACCAUGCAGUAGCUGGGAACGGACCUCAGGACCUCUGUUAGAGCAGCCAGUGCUCUUAGCCGCUGAGCCAACUCUUUAGCCCUGUUUUAUGUUUUUCCACGCCAGGUCUCCCUUUAACACGAGCCAGUCUGGUACUCACUAUAUCCAGGCCGGCCUCAAACUCAUGAUACUUUGACCCCAGCUUUUGAAGAGCCAUGGUAGCAGGUAGGAGCUGCUUUCAAGCUUCGUCUGUCAGGCUUUUGACAGUGAGCACUCCAUUGGGUCAGUGUGAUCAGUCUGUUUGCAGUCUACUCCCUUGACCUUGUAUGUGCAUUGCCGAGAAGUGUCUACGAAUUAGCCAGCGUUUCUUCUCUGCUCCUCUAUUUUUAGACUUCAUCCUAGUCACCAGCCUCCCGGGACAAAUACUUCUUACCCGUAUUCCCACAGGAGCGGAAGAGAGGGCUUUUCCUUCCCACGUUGCCAUCUUCUCUAAGGCCCAGCCACACUCACCUCUCUCCAAGGCCCUUGGGGCAGCAGCGCACACCUGUUCGCUCUGCUGAUUAAAAACAGACUCGGAGGCAUCGGCAGUUGGAUCUCUUGUCUCCGAUAAUUGUCGUUUGCUGGGAACAGGUGCGCCAGUGGAAACCCAGGGACUCGGUGCUCAGCGCGAGCCCUGUCGACGGUUGCGUCCUGCUGAACAGUGCCUUCUCCCUGGCUCAGUGGCCUGCUCCAAGAGUAAUCGGCUCCGCUGCCAACAUGCCCACCCAGCUGGAGAUGGCCAUGGACACGAUGAUUCGAAUCUUUCACCGGUACUCUUGCAAGGAGGGGGACAGGUUCAAGCUCAACAAGGGGGAACUGAAGAUGCUGCUACAGCGGGAGCUCACAGAAUUCCUCACGUGCCAGAAGGAUCCCCAGUUGGUGGAUAAGAUAAUGCAGGACCUGGAUGCCAAUAAGGACAACGAAGUGGAUUUUAAUGAAUUUGUGGUCAUGGUGGCAGCUCUGACAGUCGCGUGUAAUGAUUACUUUGUAGAGCAACUGAAGAAGAAAGGCAAAUAAAGAUGAGUAGUGAGUUAACAAAAGGCAGAGACAGAGCCAAGGUUCUGACCUACUGUGCGCUCGGUCCUUCCCACUUACAGAAACAGUGAUAUGACAUGUAUGUUACAUAUGUAUGUUGGCUAGCAUUAAGUUAGUGACUUUACACAGAUAUUACAGAUCUCAUGCCAUCUUUAAAUUUUACCUCUCUUACUAAAGAUGUUACCAUCUAUUUGUCAAAUAGAGAGCACCCACAAAUAUAGCCACUUUUGAAAUGAGACUCAAAGUUGGUGAAUUUCUAAGAUCUCAUUCUUAAAUUGUGUUUUGAUAUUUCUUCCUCACUGACGAGAUUACUAGGCCCUCCCCAUAGGCUCUUAAUUGUGCUUCAAGUAGCAAAAACUGCGAGGGCAGAGUCAAGAGAAAGGCUGGUAAAGAGAAGACUAGGGCCCUGUGGGGGCAGCAAGUGCCUUUAAUCUCUGUGAGUUCAAGGCCAGCUUGGUUUAGAGAUGGAGUUCCAGGACAGCUAGAACUGUUACACAGAAAAACCCAAUCUUGGAAGAGAAAGAAAGAGAAGGGAGGUGCCGCAGUGAGUUAGACUCAGAUGGGCAGAUUCAGGACUUCAAGUUCUAGCUACAAAAGCUGAACAGAGCGCGUCUGGGGAGUUGGUUGUAAAUAUUCCCCCGCCCUUGGGGCUGACUGUUUUACAAUGGAUACCAGUUUCCAGAGCUUCUCCUAGGGCUAUGCGCCAUCGGGCCCUGGGAAUAUUUGCUUCCUUUCCUCUGUCCUUCCUGGUCUCACUACAGUGCUCCAACUCAUUUGCUGUGCCUAAAAAAAAAAGACUUGUACAGAAAUCCUUGAGUAAAGGUCAACUUCUGGGGAGUCAAAUUGUGGCAGUUCAUCGAGAGUUUGAAGAAAGGAAGUUAUACUUUGAAGCAAUGAUGCUAGGUACUGGGGAAGUUGAACUUUGAAGCAAUGAUGCUAGGUACAGGGCUACAGAGAGCAACAGUGAAGGAGGAUCUGCCAUGUCUGGUCAAAGACUACGGUGGCUCAAGCCGGGGUUCAGUGAUGGAGGUGAAGAUGUACAGUUGAAGUGUUUUCGGGGAGAGACUGGCAAACGCUAUGAAGGUCGCAGGGCAGAUUGCUGUUGUCCUGAUACAUAGUCUGCCUCUCUCCACACUGUGUGACCAGCUGACCCGCUGUAUUUCCCAACAUGCUGGACAGCUGGGGGAGCUGGGCACCUUACAACCUGCACUAAGAAAGGGGAGCCCAAGCCUGUUAGGAAUCUCUGGGAAUGUCUUUCUGUUUCUGUUAGAGGCCUUUAUGCUGUCCACCUUCCACAUUCUUUCAUUUCCUGUCCACUGGAAUGUCAGAGUAAGGCUGAGGUGGAUCCCUGAUAGAUAAAGAUGGAAGGGGUUGUCUGUCCUGAACACAGCUCUCACCUCGCAGGGGGUGAGAGCUAAUUUAUUCUGAGUGAUCGUGGCCAGGGAGACAGGAGGAAAGGAAGGGUGUGGUGCCAGGGAAGGAAGCACUUAGAGAGUGCAAUCUCAGAGAAGAGGAGGAGGAAGACAAGGAGACGAUGGUUAGGUUGGCAAGGCAGAGUCAUCAGGAAAAAAUUAGCAGGUAAGCAAAACACUCAAGAGAAGAAAUCUGUACCCCUCAGUUCACUUACUCUUGUCUUCUAAAGGGAUAGAAGAAAAUAAACAAAAUCGAAUAUGUAUUUGGCUGUGUAUGGGUUCUCUCCUUUCUUUGCCUUUUUUUUUUUUUUAAAAAAUUGAAAGUAAAAACUCCAUACAAUAUAAGUUGUUUUAUUGACUCCAUGAAGACCGGAGCAUCCUUGGGAGACCUUUACGCUUUCCAUUGCCAUUUGAUUUGAAGUUUACAUAUUCAAAAGUGGCUCACUGAAACACAAAAAGUAAAUCCAAGAAUUCACUCAUGGUUCUAUUCUUGGAAGGAUGUUCUCCAAACAGAGAAGUAAAUGGGAAAACAAUGUUCAUUUUGUGGUGUUUCUGAAAGUUAAUCAGCAGUCGAGAAAAGCAAUUUAUAUUUCAAAUUAGAUUUCUAUGAGUAAGAAUUGCGCCAUGCACCAAAAGUCCUUCUCGAGGACGCUCCCUGUGCCCCGCCUUUCCGUUGGCGACCUAGGAUAACUUUGUAGGAAGCAAAUUACUUAGUGCCUAUAUCCAGGGACACUUGUCUUUUUCUUUUUUUCUCACUUGCUGAAGUUUAAAUAAACUUGAACUUUAAACACAUUCAUGAGCUGUCUGCUUGGGAGCCUUCUGGUGUCCAUUAUUUGCUGAUGCCAUUCCACAGAGCAGCUUAUAGGAGACAACAGCCGGACUCUGUGUGGAGUCCUAGAUUUGAAAUGCUACCAACUGCUGGAACCCUGAACAAUAAUGGGGCUGAAGAAGGCUUUCCAGAGGCAGAGGUGCCAGCCACAUGGUUGAGAGGGGAGAGACAUGGAGAAUGCCACUAAAGAAUGGAAAACAGGAGCAAGGCCGUGGCUGUGGACUCGGCAGGGAACGGCUUGGGGGAGUUCUAGAGUACCAAAGGGUGUGGGCUGUAGGAGGGCAGGAGACCUAGGUAACAGGUGCUAAUGUGAGAAAUUUGUUUUUAAAUGGCUUCCUUAAAGGUUUAAAUCUUUACAUCAGAGGUGUAGGGUUCUCCAUCUUAGGCUGGCCAUGUUAUAAAGUACAGAUCUCUGAGUCAGGCAUGGUGGUUCAUACAUGUAAGGCCAGCAGGGGAGGCUGAGGCAGGAGAAGCAAGAAGUAAACAGGUGACGGAUGCAUCGAUAGAUAUGCCCACCAUCUUGCCCCGAUAUUCCAAUUUACUUCAGUAGGGCCUAGGCAUCAGCGCUCAAGCAGAUUUCAGCCAGUGUUAAAACGCACUUAAAAGGCUGGAAGAUGGCUCAGCACACGAGGGCUUGAUGCUCUUCCUGAGGACCCAGGUUUGGUUUCCAGCACCCAUGCUAGGUGGCUCCAGGGGAUCUGACACUCUCUUCUGACUUCCAUGGGUACCCAUAAUAAGUAUGUGACUUUUGCACACACACACACACACGUGUGUGCGGACACACACAUUAAAAUAAAAACAAAUCAGGCUUAUCUAUUAUAGACAAUUUUCAUCAUAGUAACUGUACUUGGACAUGGAGUUGUCUAAUGCUUGCAGUCUCCUGCCUGCCCCUCCCCCCAGCCCUGAGUCCUACUUCUCUAGCCUAAGGUUACAUUUAUCCCUAGUGGGGCCGUGUCCCUCACUCCCCACCUUGCCCUCCCAACCGCUUUCUCCUCCCUAAUGUUCUUGCGUUGUCUGAUUUCCUCCCAAAGGAACAUGACUCAACAAGAACUGUUGCCUGUGUUUUUAAAGCACUCCUCUAUGCGGCCGUUAGACUUCUCUUUACCCCGGAGUCUAGCCAGUUUCUGUUA
This is a messenger RNA of Meriones unguiculatus (Mongolian gerbil), 4570 nucleotides long. It is a transcript of the gene S100z, whose product is annotated as S100 calcium binding protein Z. Lineage: Eukaryota; Metazoa; Chordata; Mammalia; Rodentia; Muridae. The transcript is spliced from 3 exons. The record is from RefSeq and is a predicted model, not a curated record. Gene Ontology annotation, molecular function: calcium ion binding. The coding region runs from base 882 to 1181 and encodes 99 amino acids. Gene Ontology annotation, cellular component: cytoplasm.